UUGAGGUUACUCAUUAUUAUAUAACUGUCACAGUCACAACUUCCAUGUAGAACAAUAUAAUUCUUUAAAUUACAUUUCUGUUUCCUUAUUUUAUUUUAAUCAUUAUAUUUACUAAACAUUCGAUCGAGUUGUAAAUGUCAGAAAUUUUUACACAAUUUUUAAAAAAUCCAGCUUUGGUGUUGAUUAGUUUUAUCGUUUUAUAUGCGUCACAUUCCAAUAAAACCGAUGACUACAUAAAUUCUCUGAAUACUACUGGCUUGAAAAACUUGGUACGAUCGAGGCGCUCGUUGUCCAACGUACAUAUAUACACGUUCGCGGUAAAAAGAUACAUACUGUGUGUGUUACUAACGAUAGUCAAGCAAAAUGGCAUCUUACUCGGAGGAUCAGUUAGCAGUUAUCAAGAAUUAGCUAACAGAAUGAUGUCAUCAAUUGAGGAAUUUCAAGAGGCAUUUCAACUGUUUGACAGUCGAGGAGAUGGGAAAAUUCACGUAGCCCAAAUUGGUGAUGCACUGCGUGCUCUAGGACAAAAUCCAACUGAGUCAGAUGUUAAAAAAUUUACUCAUCAACACAAACCUGAUGAACGUAUUAGUUUUGAAGUGUUUCUACCAAUUUAUCAAGCUAUAAGCAAAGCUCGUACAUCUGAUACAGCCGAUGAUUUUAUAGAAGGAUUACGUCACUUUGAUAAAGAUGGAAAUGGUUUUAUUUCUUCUGCUGAACUGAGACACCUUUUAACCACACUAGGUGAGAAACUGAGUGAUGAAGAAGUUGAAACCCUAUUGGCUGGUCAUGAAGAUUCGCAAGGUAACAUUAAUUAUGAAGAUUUUGUUCGACAAGUGAUGUGUGGUUAAAUUCUCAUCUUACUAGAUACAAGUAACUAUCAAUCAGAGAAAUUUGUAUCUGCCAUAAAGUAUUUUUCAAGCAUUUAA
Molecule: messenger RNA, 926 nt
Organism: Bombus pascuorum
Lineage: Eukaryota; Metazoa; Arthropoda; Insecta; Hymenoptera; Apidae
Gene: Mlc-c
Product: myosin-2 essential light chain
Exons: 5
Coding region: 135-848 (237 amino acids)
Cellular component (GO): myosin II complex
Molecular function (GO): calcium ion binding; myosin heavy chain binding
Source: RefSeq, a predicted model, not a curated record